AUGCCAAGUCUAAAUGAUAAUCCACUAAAUGUUGAAGAGUUGGAAAAUACCGAAGCGUCUCUUAAAAAGGAUAAACAACGUGAAAGUGUGUUUCGAUUGGGUGACCAGGAGCUGUUGCUUUCCCAGGAUCCGGAAUAUGAGGCACUGGAGCCAUUUAAAGAAAGCAAGGUUUUUUAUAAUAACAAGUUUGUCGGUAGAGCUGUAAUAGGAGAAUCUAAUAACAAUAUUACCGAUGGAAUUGUAGACUACCAGAGGGAGAACGCUACAUUUUUCUCGUUGGUCAGAAAUGAAGACUUUCUGGGUAUUGCCGAAGCCAUACAAUCAGUUGAAUAUAGGUUCAAUAACAAAUAUCAUUAUGACUGGGUAUUUGCAAAUGAUGAACCGUUUCAUCCAACAUUCAUAAACGUUAUACAAAAUUUGGUGAGUGGACAAGCCCAUUUUGUUCAAAUAUCGAGAGAAAUAUGGAGCUAUCCGGAUUGGAUUGACCAAGACAAAGCAAACGAAACAAGGCAUACGAUGAAAGAAAAUAAGGUUAAAUAUGGUGACUCUGUAUCCUACAGGCAUAUGUGCCGUUUCAAUUCAGGUUUUUUCUACCGAUUACCAAUAAUGAAGAACUAUAGAUACUAUUGGAGAGUAGAGCCAGAAAUUGAAUUUCAGUGUGAUAUAUUCCAUCAAGAUUGGUUUAAAUAUAUGAAAGAAAAUAAUAAAAAGUAUGCAUUUACAUUGGCUCCUUUAGAGCUACAUACAACUGUUACAAACUUAUGGGAAACAGUCCAGGAGUUUUCCCGGAAAAACCCAAAAUUGGUUGCUAAAGACAAUAAUAUGGAUUUCUUGACUGAAGAUGGAGGAGCAACCUACAAUAUGUGUCAUUUUUGGUCAAAUUUUGAAAUAGGAGAUAUGGAUUUUUAUAGACUGGAGGCAUAUUCAAAAUUUUUCGACCAUAUUGAUAAGGCCGGUGGAUUCUACUAUAGUCGGUGGGGGGAUGCACCAGUUCAUUCUAUGGGUGUUUCGUUACUUUUAAGUAAGGAUGAACUAUUCUUUAUGGAUAACUCGGGAUAUUUUCAUUCGCCAAACGGCGAUUGUCCCUGGGAUCCAAAAAUUAGAAAGGAAAGAAGAUGUACUUGUCUGACUAAAAAGGAUGCAACAUGGUUGAAAAGCUCGUGCAUUCCUAAAUGGUUUGAGAUCCAUGAUAUAGAAAAGCCACCCUUUGUUCCUAAAUAUGCCUUCGUCAAUCAACACAAGCCUCCUGAUGAAGAAGAAGAAAAGGAAAAUGAAGAAGAAUACGACAAUAAAGACGAAUAA
Messenger RNA from Debaryomyces hansenii CBS767, 1302 nucleotides. Its product is annotated as glycosyltransferase family 15 protein. Gene Ontology annotation, biological process: protein O-linked glycosylation; cell wall mannoprotein biosynthetic process; protein N-linked glycosylation. The record is from RefSeq and is a predicted model, not a curated record. Gene Ontology annotation, cellular component: membrane; Golgi apparatus. Bases 1 to 1302 code for a protein of 433 amino acids. Gene Ontology annotation, molecular function: alpha-1,2-mannosyltransferase activity. NCBI's taxonomy places the organism in Eukaryota, Fungi, Ascomycota, Pichiomycetes, Serinales, Debaryomycetaceae. The transcript has a single exon.